Setaria italica (foxtail millet) is the source of this 786-nucleotide messenger RNA. RefSeq lists its product as uncharacterized. The transcript is spliced from 4 exons. Lineage: Eukaryota; Viridiplantae; Streptophyta; Magnoliopsida; Poales; Poaceae. The coding region runs from base 97 to 339 and encodes 80 amino acids. The record is from RefSeq and is a predicted model, not a curated record.
CCGCGUGAUUCGUAUAUCCCCAAAGCAAGCGCAAACAAACGAGCAACCACCAAAUCAGACGCCAGCGACGAGCAAAGCAAGGGGGGAGAUAGGCGGAUGGGGCAGUGCCCGUGCUUCGGAUCGGCGCAGGCGGCGGAGCAGGAGCGGCGGGCGGAGGCGGACCGGCACGAGUCCCAGGACGCCCGCGCCAAGGCCGCCGAGGCCGCGCAGAGGAGACAGGAAGAGUUUGACAAGUCAGCAGCUGGAAGAGCAGCAAAAGCGCAAAUGAAAGCUAUGAAGGAAUCCAAGACAACAUCAAACCAAGGGGAACCGGUUCUUAAGUGGCAGAUGGGAUCAUAAGUCUCGUUUGUGUUUAUUUGCAUCCCUCAGCUUGCUGUUGAUGGUGAAUGAGACUUCCCAUUUCCGAGAGGAUGCAGCGGCACCUUCUUGUUAGUGAUUGUAUGUUGUUAUGCCAGUGAAGUGUACAUCCGUUUACUCAUCUGUUAUAGUGUACAUGCGAUCCAGAUUCCAGAGACACUCAGACUCUGCAGUUACAAGUUUGUGCUGUAUGUAUGAAUAUUGUAUAUCUUUAUCAGCAGUAGUAGUCUAGCAUUUGCAUAGAGGUUUUUUACCUUUUACCCCUCUUCGUAGUUUGCACAAGCCAUGCUCGUGCCCUGACAUCGGCAUCUCUGGUGUAAAUAAUCCAGUGAUAUAGGCUUAGUGAUUUACAGUUACUGAACUCUAUGUUUGUACUGUAUAUUUUUCUUCGCGACAUCAAGCAUCUCGUGCAAAUUUCAUAUUUGGGCA